AAUCAGCAAAAUACGGGCCUGAGAAAAUCCGAAGAUGUCAAAGCCUCCAGAGUCGAUUCCCCAGAUAACUGAAAUCAUUCGGGGCUCCGAUUAAAAAUCCACUCGUGCCGUGCACAAUCGCACUUAAAUUCAACGUAAUACGUGGAGUUUUGACGUAACAACAGGUUAGCAAAAAAAAAAAAAUCUGUUAAGUCUCGAUCCAAGAUCAGAAUUUCCAGGGUUUUGAGGGUGAGAAUUGUUUUGAAUGGGGAUUCAAACAAUGGGAUCCCAAAGCAGUGGCCAGCAGUCUCAUUUACAGCCGUCUCCGUUGGUGAGACAGAAUUCAUGGUAUAGUCUCACUCUAAAUGAAGUUGAAAACCAACUAGGGAUGUUGGGAAAGCCCCUAGGUAGCAUGAACCUUGAUGAGCUUCUUAAUAAUGUAUGGACUACCGAAUCAAAUCAGCCCUUACGGAUAGAUACUGAGAGUACCUCAUCAUCAUCUUCUCUCCAACGUCAGGCUAGCCUAACCUUGGCUAGAGCUUUCAGUGGGAAGACAGUUGAUCAAGUGUGGAACGAGAUACAACAAGGGCAGAGGAAGAGGUUCGGUGAGGAGAUGAAGGGUCAGGAAAGAGAACCAACACUUGGUGAAACGACAUUGGAGGAUUUUUUGGUACAAGCAGGGCUUUUUGUUGCUGACGCAUCUUUAGGUGCUACAAUGGAAUUGGAUAGCACCCCAAAAAGUUUUCUGCCGCAAAUUGGAUUGUCACCUACGCCGUCACUUGGCACAUUAUCAGACACAAGUAUGAAAGGGCGGAAAAGGGAUAGCCAAGAUGCACUUGAGAAGACCAUUGAGAGGAGGUUGAGGAGAAAGAUCAAGAAUAGGGAAUCUGCUGCACGCUCACGAGCCAGAAAGCAGGCUUACCAUAAUGAGCUGGUGACCAAGGUUUCACGAUUGGAAGAGGAAAAUAUAAAGCUUAAGGAAGAGAAGGUAGAAUCUUUGAUCCACAUUGCUAUGUGGCUUGACAUCGGCACCCUGAAACGUGUCUCAAAGAUUUUAAUAUGUGCAUUUAAUGUUGUUUAAAUAGAUAACCAUACAAAACCAUCUACUCAAAGCAAAUGGAGACUGGAGUGAGGUUUGACUUUCUAGAAAAUUUAUAAUGAUGUGCCAUUAUUCAUCAUUCUUACCAUAUCAGAAGAUUUGAAAUACUGGCCCUUGACAUGACUAGGGGACUUGGAUGAGACUGCCAAAAGGAGAUCAGAAAGAUGAUCCUUCAUAAGUAAUGAGAUCUGAUAACAGAAAACUGUCAAAGUUACUUGGUUUUGAGUUUAGUCCAAUCAACCUUGAUGGGAUUGCUACUCAUAAGAAAAUUAGAGUAAGUUGUAACAAAUUCAGGGUGAUAAAUAGAAUAUAAGCAGCUUGUCCUUUAGAAUUAUUUAAGAUACAUUCUGAGAUGCAGCCAUCUACUGAUUUUGGUAGUAGUUAUACGUAAAAUUUAAUCCAUUUUUUGUUCUGUUUGAUAUAUACUGAUAGGAAGCUUGCAAUUGUGCCAGUUAUGGCUGUGUACCCUAAUCAAUAUGUGGUCUUAUUCUGGCCCAUUAUGUUGAGUCGUUAGUUUAUAUAAUUUGGAUCAAGAAUUCAAGACUAUUAGAAUAACAUAUGGAUGAACAAAAAUACAUAUCAUCACAUACGAAAGGUUGAUGGAUAAGAAUUUCGAAGAACUGACUGUUCAUCCUGGUGAUGCUAUUUUCUUACUAGGUUUGAUUUCUACAAGUUUGUUGCAUUCAAUUGAUUGCACAAGAAGUGCCAGAACUGAAGCUAUACAUUCAAUGGUUUUAUUUCUCAGAGCUUGUUCUAUCUGACUAUGUAUUCUUUUGAACACUUAUUGCAGAAAUUUGAGAAAAUUUUUCAUUGUGAAACACCCGUUCCUAAGUAUCAGCUUAGAAGAACGAGCUCAGCCUCUUUCUGACACGUGUCUUCCAGUGUUGAGAGUUUUGUAGUUGCGGUAAAUGUUAGGGCUAUCCUCUUGGUUUGUCAAUGGAGCUGCUUUGGGAAUUCAUCCAAGGGUUUGGUGUUUUGUACAUUUAUAAGUUAUAGUAUGUUGGUAUUCAACUGCUUCCAGAAACUGCCAUGUUUAUAAGUUAGGCUCUCUUUAUUUUACUGAAAGACAAACUGAAUUUGUGCUGAUUAGCUUAAUUUCUCCCUUUCAUGUUAGCAAGAAACAAGGGGAUCAAAUAUAAAAGUAGAAAGAGUUGGCAUUGUGCAGUUGAAGGUUGUGAUGAACUAGUGAAAAUAUAUUGAAUGUCCUUGAGUUACUAUCAAACAGUUAGCACAAUCAGUGCUAUAUCAUUAUCCAUGGUUACUUUUUCGCAUGAAA
Messenger RNA from Theobroma umbraticum, 2354 nucleotides. NCBI's taxonomy places the organism in Eukaryota, Viridiplantae, Streptophyta, Magnoliopsida, Malvales, Malvaceae. The record is from RefSeq and is a predicted model, not a curated record.